CGUAUAAGGAAGUGCCCUACGAAGAUCCUUCACCCAAAAAUGUAACGUCACAUCUCAGGUCGAAAUAGGUGUAUUUCUUUCCAUCUUCAAAUUGCCAUAACCAAUGCCAGAAGAAAUGUCAAUUUUCCCAAGAAUUGCAUUGAAGCCAGAAGUUCAUGAUUACUUGAGGAAUGUCUUCAUAAACAAGGAGGUGCUGGCUGCAGUGAGUCAAGGAGAGGCAGAGCAGAGGUUCCAGAGGCUGCUGUCCUGCCUGUCCCACCCGCCUGCCUUGACCUGUGUACGAGCCAGCACUCACCUGGCUUCCCUGGAGGAGAUCCAACACAGGCUUGGGGAGGAACUCAAACAGCAGCAGAAGUGUGACUCUCAGUCUGAAGACAUUUCCGUUACUAUUCUCCCCCACCCACACAUUCCAGAUGUGCUGCUUCUUCCUGUCAUCGGGCCUAGGCCUGUGGUCCAGCUCAGCUCGGAGGUCAUAGUAGGUGCUCAGUGUGGCAGUGCUGUUCUGAGGGGAGCGCACGUCUUCGCCCCAGGGAUCCUCGCCACACCCAAGUUCAUGAAGACAGGAGAUGCUGUGUCUGUGUUCUCGGACCUGGAGGGGAAGUGCACACGGGGGAACAAGGACUUUAAGGGAAAGAAAGUGUUUGUGGGAAAUGGAGUCGCUGAAAUGGACCGCUCCAACAUCUUCUGCUCAGACGAACCAGUCAAGGGCGUUGGUAUUCGGAUGGUAGAGCCCCUGUACCAGAGCCCCUCCUUCGAUGGGGUACUACCCAGCCUGGCGUUCCUACAGAACCUCCCAUCGGUGGUGGUGGGUCACGUGCUGGGGCCCCGUCCUGGAGAGCGCAUCCUGGAUAUGUGUGCCGCACCCGGGGGGAAGACCUGCCAUAUCGCUGCCCUGAUGGGGGGACAGGGAGAGGUAGUGGCCCUGGAUAAGAUCAGAGGCAAGGUGGAGCGCAUCCGUCAGAACGCCAAAGCGCUGCAUCUGGACUGCAUCAAAGCCCACUGCUUCAAUAGCAUCAAGGCUGUGUGCACUGACCAGGCCCAGGACACUGAGGGUCCACCCUUCCCUCCACAGAGUUUUGACCGGGUGUUGCUGGAUGCUCCAUGUAGCGGUCUAGGCCAGAGACCCAGCAUGGUCUGUACCUGGAACCUGAAGGAGAUCUGCUCCUACCAGCCUCUGCAGCGCAAGCUCUUCCACACUGCGGUACGGCUCCUGAAGAGAGGUGGAGUCCUGGUCUACAGCACCUGCACUGUGACUCUGGCAGAGAACGAGGAGCAGGUGGCCUGGGCCCUUAACACCUUCCCCUGCCUCACACUACAGCCUCAGGAGCCCCACAUCGGAGCAGAGGGCAUGCUGGGAGCUGGCCUGUCACCUGAGCAGCUGCGUCUCCUCCAGAGGUUCAGUCCUGAGUUGGGCUGGAGCGCGGCCGAGGCCAGGGGAGAGGAUGACAGCCCCACAGAACAGCCAGAGUCCCCAACCCCCCUCGCACACCGAGCCAACAAGGACACUAUUGGCUUCUUCAUUGCCAAGUUCCUGAAGAGCUGACAGGACUAGACUAGCAGUACCCUCCCCAUCUGGUUAGAACCGAGCUGUUCUCCCUGCCUUCACACAGGGCCUGCAGAGAGGAAUAAUGGUGUUUACACCUCUCACUGUACUCAGGCAGGAGAGCAUUUAGAACACACGCUCCCUGUGCGGUUUACAACAUCCACCUCUGUGCCUGCCUGGCUGCCUACUAAAACACUGGCCCAUAUAGGGAUGACUUGUAUAAACAGAG
Oncorhynchus masou masou (cherry salmon) is the source of this 1772-nucleotide messenger RNA. RefSeq names its product NOP2/Sun RNA methyltransferase 6 (gene nsun6). The transcript is spliced from 12 exons. NCBI's taxonomy places the organism in Eukaryota, Metazoa, Chordata, Actinopteri, Salmoniformes, Salmonidae. Gene Ontology annotation, biological process: RNA methylation. The record is from RefSeq and is a predicted model, not a curated record. The coding region runs from base 104 to 1543 and encodes 479 amino acids. Gene Ontology annotation, molecular function: RNA binding; RNA methyltransferase activity.